Neospora caninum is the source of this 2889-nucleotide messenger RNA. RefSeq lists its product as hypothetical. The record is from RefSeq and is a predicted model, not a curated record. Gene Ontology annotation, biological process: double-strand break repair via homologous recombination. The coding region runs from base 1 to 2889 and encodes 962 amino acids. Gene Ontology annotation, molecular function: ATP binding; four-way junction helicase activity; 3'-5' DNA helicase activity. The transcript is spliced from 4 exons. NCBI's taxonomy places the organism in Eukaryota, Apicomplexa, Conoidasida, Eucoccidiorida, Sarcocystidae. Gene Ontology annotation, cellular component: chromosome; cytoplasm.
AUGGAGAGUAUAGGUUCUGCCGAUCUGUCUCAACUUGAUCCCGACUGUAUCGUUCUGGUAGAAGAUGAUACCAGUUCUCGGGGAUCUGGAGUGGUGGAAGGGCAACGCCUUGGUGCGCUCGCUUCCGAAAGAGUCCAGCAAGAGGAAGCCUCUCUGGUGGAAGACCAAGUUACUGAAGAAGACGCGAUGUCUGCUCCCUCAGCACGAGAUGAUAACGAAGCAGCUAUCAAGGGGCGUCUGCGAGAGAUCAGGCAGCGGCUCGAAGACGUGGAGUCUCAUAUUGCUAUUCUGAAGACAGAACGCGUGCAACUGAGGGAAGAAGAGGCGGAUCUGACGGCCCAGCUCAAGAGAAAUCGUUCGUGUGGUGCACAACGGUGUACUUCCGGUUCUGGUGAACAGAGCCCUCAAGAGCCGGACUGGUCGUCGCGCGACUUCCCCUGGACACCUGCUUUAGAGAAGGCCGCGCUUCGGUUCUUUGGAAUCCAAGACUUCCGAUUCAAUCAGAGAGAAGUGAUGAAUACCGUUCUCUCCUCCCGUGAUGCUCUUCUUAUCAUGCCAACCGGAGGAGGAAAGAGUCUCUGCUUCCAGUUGCCGGCUCUGAUUCAUGGCGCCUCCAGUCACCUGACGCUCAUCGUCUCUCCCCUGCUGUCUCUCAUGGCCGAUCAGGUCGCCGCGUUGCGGGCACUGCGACUCCAGGCUUUUUACUUGUCGGCGACGAGUUUGAAGGAUGAAAAAGAUGAAGCCAGCGGAGUGCUGAAGAGCUUGGAGGGAACGUCUGGCUGUUCCCAGACACAGAAGAGACAAAAAACAGAGAAGGUGGCCGCCGUCUCACCCGACCAGUCUUCGGAUGAACCCGGGGCUGUGUUCUUGUACGUGACUCCGGAGCGAAUCGCAAAGAGCAAGAAGCUUAUGUCUCAGCUUGAAAAGAUUUAUGCUGCGAAAAAUCUUGCUCUGAUUGUCGUUGACGAAGCGCAUUGCGCGUCUCAGUGGGGACACUCUUUCCGACAGGACUAUCGCCAGCUGAUUUUGCUCAAGACGCAGUUCCCACGGGUGCCCUUGCUGGCACUCACCGCGACGGCAACGCCGCCGGUCGUAGACGACAUUAAAAAAAUGCUGCACAUUCCGCACAGCCGAGUGUUUCGAUCACACACGAACCGGGCGAACCUGUUCUACCACGUCGUCCACAAGCCGAAGACAAGCGAGGAGCAGAUACGACUCAUUGCAGACUUCAUCAGGGCCUUCAACGGCCAAUCGGGAAUCCUCUAUUGCCUUUCGAGAAAGGAGGCAGAAAUACUGUGUGUGGCGUUGAAGCACGACUUCCAAAUAUCGUGCGCCUUCUACCAUGGUGACCUCGACGCUAACAGUCGCCUCGAGAUACACAGGCAGUGGUCGGCAGGAUAUGUGUCUGUCGUCGUCGCGACUGUUGCGUUCGGCAUGGGCAUCAACAAAGCGGAUGUACGGUUCGUUGUCCAUCACUCCCUGCCAAAGUCCGUAGACAACUAUUACCAAGAAACCGGAAGGGCGGGGCGCGAUGGAAGCCCGGCCCACUGUCUGCUGCUCUACCGUCCUUCCGAUGUCAGCAGGCAGUCUGUGAUGGUUUACUGGGAACCAUCUGGCCUGCGUCUGCUCUACGAAAUGGUCCGUUUCUGUUCGGGGCUCGAGCCGCUCAGUAGUGACGCCUGGCGCGGCGGCCGCUGCCGGAGAGAAGCAAUAUGCGCGCACUUUGGCGACGCCGCCGUUUCGUGUGAAAGAAUGUGCGACCGGUGCGCGGUGACGCAGCUGUCUCCGGGGGAGCGAUCGAAUGCCGUUGCAGUGGAUUCCACUUCGGCUUCGAGGCAGGAGACAGCGGUGAAGAGAGUGCCCGAGAGGACCAGAGGAGCGCAGCAGAACUCGGGAGAAGUCAACGUAGGCGCUCUCCGGGAGGCCGUCGGAAUGAUGUUUCGUGUGCUUGAAGGAGCAGACGAGAAAGAAAAGCAGGCUGACGCUGGAAAGAUGACACUGCUGCAGUUGCAAACUGAGUGGAAGAAAAAACUGAAGCGCAAAGACUUCGGAUCUCGUGCAUUCCCCGCAGAUGCCGACGUCCUUCAGGCUAUCUUGGUCAAUCUUGUCUGUCUCGACUACCUUUCAGAAACAUUCUCUCAUACGCCGUAUAGCACGAACUCAUACCUGCGGCUCAAUCCAAAAGCUCGACGGUGUCUCUGCCAAUUACACUCUCAUUGUGCCGAUGAGGUACUUUCUGAUAUUGACGCUCGCAUCUUGGCUGGUAGUCCCGGAUUUUUAACCAACUGGAACGACUGCGGUCCUGUCAGAGGUCCACAAGGCCAUCCGACGAAUUGUUCGCCGUCGCAGAGCCGUAAAAAGCGGGACGGGGGGGCGACCACAGACGGAGACUGCGGUGCCACCCUGAAGAAAACUGACCUGCAAUUUGGGAGAGGCUCGAAGUACACUGGAGUUAUCCGGUCCACUCUCGAGCAAUUGGCGAUGAGUAUGGGGCGCCAGAAAGGCGUCUACGCAUCGUGCGUCCUUGGCAACAGCGAAAUUGACAGGCUUUGUCUCCACCUUUGCGGUGAGCGAUCAGAUGCAACUCGUGUGGCCCAAAGAUAUGCAGAAGGACGCAGCGCGGAAACAGGCGUGCCUUCUCAGCAAACCGGAACAGAUGACGGGGCCCUGUGCCUCGAGAGUCAACGCGCGGCUGGAAGCUGGGCGGCAACUUUGCAGGCCGCCGCAUUGGGAAGCUCGGUGAAACUGCCUCCUCCGGAAGUGAUACUUGGGCCAGUGCUCGCGGCAAGAAAAGUCGAGCUAUACGGCGACGACAUUGUCCGCGCUUGUGUUCAGUCCUUGCGAAAGCAACCCAGCAACGCCCUAUCCUGUCAUAUUUUACAGGGGUAA